UCUCCCUCUCUCUGUGUACAUUCUUUCUCUCUCUGUCAAACCAAGUUGCUCAUCAUGGCUCUAUUUUGCUCCAUUUCCACCGAAAAUCAUCAUCGCUCAGACCUCAGUGCGACGUACAUAAACUACUAUUUACUCAGUGUGUCGACAAAUAAAUAAUAUUAAUAAUAAGGAAAAUUAAAACCAUAAAUAAACAAAUAAAAAAAAAAUAACCAACAACAAUAACAACAAUAACAACAACAACUACAACAAUAACAACAACUGUGUAAAAUUAAAAAAAUAACAAUUUAUUCAUGAUGUGAUUAUUUAUUUAUUUUAUGUUUUUUUUUUUUUUUUUUUUUGUUUUUUACUUUAUGAAAUUUAUAAUAAUAAUGAUGAUGAUGAUGAUUAUUGUGUUGAAACAGUGGCUGAGUGUUGAUGAGGAUUGUAUUUAUUCACAAUCCUAGUCAAGGAAUAGUUAAUUAAAUAAUAAUAAAUAAAAUAAAUAGAUAUAAACAAUUAUAAUAAUAAUUAAAAAUAUAAAUUUCGAUUAUUGGAGUAGUUGAAGUAAUUUAUCUGCAUUUUGGUUAGGUUAUAAUCAGAGAUGCGAUUUGAAAGACAAAAAAAACACAACUUCACCAGGAAUAUAUCCAGGCGACAGAUAUUUAUUGUGUUUAUUAAUUUUUUACAUAAAAAAUAUUUAAACAGUGUCUAGUUUUUUUAUCUGUUGUUAAUUUUUUUUUUUCUUUUUUUUGGUAUUGUUUUUUUUUAAUGAGAAAAAAAAUAUUAAUUGUUUUAAUUUUGUUGGUGGUUUUUUAUUGUUUUUUUUUUGUGUUUUUUUAUUGUGGACCCGGUGGAGAUGUUCUCGACACCGGUGUCAGUGGUGGGUGAGCCAUCAGGCUAUGAUUUUGGAAAAGAAGAAAAUGCUGCAAAAUGGAAAGGUGUUUUUGUAAAUUCACUGAGAAAGGUUUUGGAGCAAGUUCAUCCAAGUCUUGAGGCACGUCAAGAUGCUCUUGAUUAUGUUGAAAGUUUGAUAUUAAGAAUGUUGGGUAUGUUGUGUGGUCAUCCACCUCCACAUACACCACAAGAUGUUGAAGAAAGAGUUAGAAGAACAUUUCCAACUCCAAUUGAUAGAUGGGCAUUACGAGAUGCUCGAGAUGCACUUGAAAAAGGAAAAAAAAAAUCACCACUAGUCUUACCUGUUGAUAAAAUUCAUCAAUUACUUCAAAAAGAAGUUUUACAGCAUAAAAUUGAUUCUCAAGUUAGCUUAUUUGUUGUUGGAGUACUGGAAUACAUAUCUGCAGAUAUCUUAAAGUUGGCUGGAAACUAUGUGAAAAAUAUACGUCAUGUUGAAAUAUCCUGUGAGGAUAUAAGAGUUGCAAUGUAUGCUGACAUGGUUUUGAUGGACAUGUUUUAUCAAGAUGAUGCAACAGAAGGAGCUCAAAGUGGUCUUGGUGCAGUUGUAUCACAAACAUAUGAAGAAUCAGUACGAGAUUUGAUACAUGAUGAACGACAUUAUCUUCGUGAUCUUCAUAUGAUAAUUAAAGUAUUUCGUGAAGAAAUAGCAAAACUAGUCAGUGAUAAAACAGAACUUGAAACAUUAUUUAGUAAUAUAAUGGAUAUAUAUGAAGUAACAGUAACAUUACUUGGUAGCCUUGAGGAUAUUAUGGAAAUAACUGAAGAAAAACAAACACCAACAGUUGGUUCAUGUUUUGAAGAACUUGCUGAAGCUGCUGAAUUUGAUGUUUAUAUUAAAUAUGCACGUGAUAUUAAUAGUCAAAGUAGUCGUGAUGUUAUGACAAGAUUAAUGUCAAAUCCAGAUGCAAGUACAGCAUUACGUGCUGCUGGACAUGGUUUUAAAGAAGCUGUUAAAUAUUAUUUACCAAAAUUAUUAUUUCAACCAGUGAGACAUUGUUUUUUAUAUUUUCAAUAUAUUGAAGUAUUACAUGAACGUACACCUAGUACUGAGGAUAGUGAAACACUUGAACAGGUAUUGGGUUUAUUGAAUCCAUUACAUUUAGAAUUGAAAAAAAUUGUUGGUAAAAAAGAUACUGGAUUACGUCGUAUGCAGAGUCGUGCUAGACGACAAGCUGCUACUGAAAAAACAUUAGAACUACAAAAAACAGUUGAUGGAUGGGAUCAACGUGAUAUUGGACAAUGUUGUAAUGAAUUUAUACGUGAAGAUUUAUUAGGUAAAGUUGGUAAUAACGGUAGAAGAUUAACUGAAAGACGUGCAUUAUUAUUUGAUGGUUUAUUGGUAUUAUGUAAACCAUCAUCAAGUAAAAGAGUUAGUGUUAGUGUUGGUACAAUUGGUCCAAGUAGUGGACAUCAUCAUCAUCAUCAAACUCAUCAGUGUGAAUUACGUCUUAAAGAAAGAUUUUUUAUAAGAAAAGUUGAUAUUAUUGAUAAAGAAGAUACUGAAGAAUUAAAAAAUGCAUUUGAAAUAGCACCUCGUGAUCAUUCAAAUGUAACACUUGUUGCAAAAUCAAUUGAUGAAAAAAAUAGUUGGAUGGCUGAUCUUGUUAUGUUAAAUACAAAAAGUAUGCUUGAAAGAACAUUAGAUAGUAUAUUAUUAGAUGAAGAAAGAAAACAUCCAUUGACAUUACCACCACCAUCUUUGUAUAAAUUUGCAGAACAAGAUUGUCCAGAAAAUGUUGUACUUGAAGCACGUGAAAAUGGUGGUAUGCCAUUAUUAAAAGGUGCAACACUUGUUAAGCUUGUUGAGAGAUUAACAUAUCAUAUUUAUGCUGAUCCUGCGUUUGUACGUACAUUCCUAACGACAUAUAGAAGUUUUUGUUCACCACAAGAAUUAUUAACAUUACUUACCGAAAGAUUUAAUAUACCAGAACCAUCGUUAGUUUAUGGUGGUGGUGAUGAUGAUGAUAAAUCAAUAAGUAGUGUUAAAGCAACAGCAAGAGAAGAUUGGAAAAGAUAUAGAAAAGAAUUUUAUCAACCAGUACAAUUUAGAGUAUUAAAUGUAUUACGUCAAUGGGUUAAUCAUCAUUUUUAUGAUUUUGAACGUGAUAGAAAUUUAUUAGAAAAAUUACAAAAUUUCUUAGAUGCUGUUAAUGAUAAAUCAAUGAGAAAAUGGGUUGAUUCUGUUAUUAAAAUUGUACAAAGAAAAUGUGAACCAUUUGAACAAAAACCAAUAACAUUUAGUUUUGGAAAAUUACCACCACCAAUUGAAUGGCAUUUAAAAGUCAAUGAAGAUGAAUGGAGUAUUUUGACGCUGCAUCCAAUUGAAUUAGCACGACAAUUAACAUUGUUAGAAUUUGAAUUAUAUAAAACAGUUAAACCAUCUGAAUUAGUUGGUUCAGUGUGGACUAAAAAAGAUAAAGAUAAAACAUCACCAAAUUUAUUAAAAAUGAUAAAACAUACAACAAAUAUAACAAGAUGGCUUGAAAAAACAAUUGUUGAAGCUGAAAAUUUUGAAGAAAGAGUUGCAAUUGUAUCACGUGCAAUUGAAAUUAUGAUUGUAUUACAAGAUCUUAAUAAUUUUAAUGGUGUAUUAGCAGUUGUUAGUGCAAUGAAUUCAGCAUCUGUUCAUAGAUUAAAAAUGACAUUUCAACAAAUACCAGCAAGAUUAGAAAAAGCAUUAGAAGAAGCAAGUGAAUUAGAUAAAAAUCAUUUUCGUAAAUAUCAAGAAAAACUUAGAUCAAUUAAUCCACCAUGUGUACCAUUUUUUGGUAUGUAUUUAACAAAUAUACUUCAUAUUGAAGAAGGCAAUCCAGAUUACCUGCCAAGUUCACCAGUAUUAAUUAAUUUUAGUAAACGUAGAAAAGUUGCUGAAAUAACUGGUGAAAUACAACAAUAUCAAAAUCAACCAUAUUGUUUAUCUGUUGAAAAAAGUAUACGACAUUUUAUUGAAAAUUUAUCACCAUUUGAUGUAAAUAUGAAUGACGCUGAAAUUAGUAAUUAUUUAUAUAAUAAAAGUCUUGAAGUUGAACCACGUGGUUGUAAACAAUUACCUCGAGUACCAAGAAAAUGGCCAGAUUUAAAUUUAAAAUCACCUGGUAUUAAAGCACGUGCUGCAGGUGGUAAAGCACCAGGAGCAUUACAAGCUGUUGCAUCAAGCGUACGUUUACAUGAUCCAUCACCAGAUACUGUACCACCACCUCCACCACCACCACCAUUAUUAUUAUCAUCAUCAUCAUCAUUAUUAUUAUCGUCAUCAUCAUCAUCAGAAUUACCAGAAACACCACCACCAUAUACAACACAAAAUUCAACAUUACAUUCAAUGAUUGGCGGUGGUGGUGGUGGUGGAGCAGGUGAUCACAGUGUAUUUGCUCCUGUUUUACUUGGUGGACCACAACCAGGAUCACCUGGUCAUUUAAGUAUGUCAAGUUUUUCACUUGGAUCACCUGGUAAUAGUCCUCAACUUAAAUCACCUGGACAUAUGCAAACUUCUCAUCCUCAAUUACAACAACAAACAACACAGUUUGGCUUUAGUUCAGGAACAAUUGGUUAUGGUCUUCCAGGACCAGAUGGUAGCCCUGGUCCAUUAUUACCACCACCAUUAUCACCAAGUCAUGCACCAAUUAGUCAACAACAACAACCACCACCAUUACCACCAAGAUGUCAUAGGAGACGUGAAAGUUCUAUUAGUGAAUCCCCUCAUCAAGCUCGACAGGCUCCAAAUGCUCCAUUGUUACCACCAAGAGAAGGCACUUCACCACCACCUCCAUUACCACCAAGAAAAGAUUUUCCUCCAAUAAUGUUACCACCUCGUCUUCCAGCUACAUUAAAUCCUAGUACUUCUGCUUUACUUGCAAGAAGAAAUUCAAAUCUUGAAGGUGCAAGUGCAAGUGCCACACAUGCCAGACGUUAUAUGUCAUUCAAUGGACCAAGCCCCACAAAACUUCCUCCUUCACAACCAAAUGGCUCAGUUACACCACGUUUACCUCCCAAGCCACUUCCUGGACGACCUCCAACGACAAUGUUUAAUUUUAAUCCAGGAUCAAGCUAAGUUUUCUUAAUAUUCAUUAAUAGUAUUUCGUUAAUCAAGAUAAUAACAACAAAAAAAAAUUUUAAAUCAGCGCACAUUAAAAAUCUUCCAAAUAAAAAUAAAAUUAUUGACAUUCCUUGCAACGAAAUUAUGCAAAUGAAUGAAAAUUAUUAAAUGAAUAUUAUCAUACUAUUAUCAAGUACAAGGCAUUGUUCUAUUUGUGCUUAUUUACUUUUUUUUCAAGUAAAAAAUAAGAAAUGUUAUUUUUUAAAGUGAUGGAGACUGUUGUUAUUUGUACAAUAUAUUUUUAGAUAUUUUUAACAUACCUAGUUUGGUAGAUGUAUAAUGUAAAUGACAUUUUAAUAUUUCCCAUCCAAAGUAAAUUGAUGAUAAAUUAAAUAAAUCGAUAGUAAAAGAAAAUAUUAAAACAAAUUUUAAAAACACGAAUUUUAAUGAAAGACAAGCUCAUUGUAAGUGUAAAUAUUAUUUUACAAUUUUCAUUAUUUUAAAUUCGAGUCAUCUCGAAAAAUAUUACUAAGAAAUUUUAUUGAGAAAAAAAAAAAAACUAAUGAAAUGUUAAAUUUCAUAAAAACGAAAAGUAAAAAAAUUUUUUAUUCAAAAUAAAUAUAUAUAUAUUGACAAAAAAAAAAAAAUUGAAUUAACAAAAUGACAAUUAAGAGCUUUUUUUUUUUUUUUUUUGUAAAUGAGGUUCAAUAGUUUAUUGAAUGAAUAUUUCGAAUCGAAAUGUGUGAAUAAGAUUUGAGAUUUUUAAUGUGAACCAAAAUUGUCCCAAAAAAAAAAUAUAAAAAAAUUAAAUAUCAUUGUUAAUUAAUCCCUGGGACCCCUGCCCCCUCCAAAUACAACUGUGAUACACUAUUGAACGUGAGUAUGUAUGUUAUGUAAACUAGACGUUUUUAAUUAUCAAAGUUGAGAUUAAAAAAAAAUAAUAAUAUUAUAAUAAUAAAGUUGAAAGAAAAUUAAUAAAAAGGAUUAAGGAAAAAAAAUAUAUCUUUUAAGAAAUAAAUAAUAAUGAAAAAUUUUAAAAAAUACAAAAAAAAAAAAAUAUUGAAUAAUAGAGAACACAUUAUUAUGUACAUGUAUAUUAUUAUUAUUAAAAUAAAUUGUAUAUUAUUAUUAAAAUAAAUAGUUAUGCAAUGAUGCAAAUUUGAUGGCGAAAAAAAAAAAUGAAUAAUUUGAACAUAAAAAAAAAAUAGAUAAAAUGAAUCAUUGUAAAAUAAAAAAUUAUAUUGUGUAG
Molecule: messenger RNA, 6176 nt
Organism: Aphidius gifuensis
Lineage: Eukaryota; Metazoa; Arthropoda; Insecta; Hymenoptera; Braconidae
Gene: Sos
Product: protein son of sevenless
Exons: 8
Coding region: 836-4942 (1368 amino acids)
Biological process (GO): Ras protein signal transduction; positive regulation of GTPase activity
Cellular component (GO): plasma membrane; nucleosome
Molecular function (GO): structural constituent of chromatin; DNA binding; protein heterodimerization activity
Source: RefSeq, a predicted model, not a curated record